Molecule: messenger RNA, 2019 nt
Organism: Symbiodinium sp. CCMP2456
Lineage: Eukaryota; Dinophyceae; Suessiales; Symbiodiniaceae
Source: the annotation of a GenBank genome assembly
AUGGGCAUCGCGGGUCAAAAGCGGCAACUGAGAUCCUUCCCUUUUCCAGCCAUGGCUCGGCCGGCGCUUUGCCUUCUUGCACAGUUGGCUGUACUGGCUAUUGGAUCCAAGCCGAACUUGGUACUGAUAUUGCUUGAUGACCAAGAUCAGGUCCUAGGGGGCAUGGACCCAUACCCUAAUAUCCAGCGCCUUCUGGGUAAAGGUGGGACAAACUUCACAAAUUUCUUCGUUAAUACACCUGUUUGCUGUCCCUCACGAGCAGAGUUGAUGGGAGGCCGUUACGGGCACAAUAACUUAGUCGGAGAUCUUCGAUCUUCCGGGGGUUCUACAGGGUGCAUGUGGGCAAACGUCACCGGGUCGUACUUCGUCCACAACCAGCUCGGUAGCUACCUGUCCAAGCUCGGGUACACGAAUGGCUUGUUUGGAAAGUACAUGAACUCUCCCGCAUGCUCUUGCCCGGUGGAGGCAGGCUGCAGCAAACUGCCCAAGGGUGACCAGGCUGUGCCACCCGGGUGGGACAGAUGGUUCGCACUUUGCAAGAUGGGGAAGUACUUCAGUAACAGUUAUAACGAUGAUGGUCAGGAGGUGUCCACGGGAGAUGCACCACAGGACUACAUGACUUCCGUCAUUGGAAACAGGACCAUUGAAUGGCUGCACGAGGUUGCCGGAGCUGGACGUCCGUUCUUUGCAUACGUCGCACCCCACGCGCCUCACAUCGCAGAUAAACAGUUUCCGUACAUCACACAGGCUGCUCCGUGGCACGCCGGUGCUGCUGGCCAUGCAAAGGCACCCAGAACUCCUAACUGGAACGUUCCAAAUCCAGGAGCGCAUCCCGUGAUUUCCAGCCAGCCGAAAAUGGACGACCUGACGGUGAAUUGGAGCGAUUCCUUGUAUCGCUCUCGCGUGGAGUCCAUGAUGAGCGUGGACGACCUGGUGGCAGAAGUGUUCCAUGUUCUUGGCAGCAAGGGUGUUCUCGACAACACAGUUGUCCUUCUCACGUCAGACCAUGGAUAUGCGCUAGGUCAGCAGGCAAGGCCGAGUGGGAAGUUCAAUGUCUAUGAAAACGACAUUCGUGUGCCUAUGCUCUUGCGAGGUCCCGGAAUUCAGCACGGGGCCCGCGUAGAUGCUGUCUCUGGCAUCGUUGACAUUGCUCCCACAUUGGUGGAGCUCGCUGGGGGGGAUCCCGACAUUAUGGAGCUGGAUGGACGGUCGCUGGUGCCUCUUUUGGGCAACAGCUCGCCGGCAAAAUGGCGCAAGUUGUACCCUAUUGAGUACUGGAGCUUGGGAAAUGUUGAUCGUGGCUUUCCACAAAGUCCACAGUGUAACCCCAGCGAGGGCGCAGACUGCAAGAAGAGUUGGUGCACCUGCCACUACCACCGUGUCGAUGGUGAGAACAACACCUACUUGGCCGCUAGAUACAUCGCUGAAGACGGGGACUUCCUUCUCGCAAACUUCUAUGCUGACAGGACACCUUCAGGUGACUUGCCUCGCAUGUUCCAUGAGCUGAACCCGGUCUUCACUGAGUUCUACGAUCUGAAAGCGGAUCCAUGGCAGAUGAACAACCUGUACCCGCAGGUGGAAGCCGAGCGCCCGUCACUCCUGCGCCGUCUUCGACGGGAUGCCACACACCCCUUCCGGAGCAUCAUUGAUGUCUUGUACUUCGCCGCCAUGGGGCCCCCAGGUGGUGGCCGCAACUUCAUCACACCUCGGAUCAUCGGGCACAUGUACCUUGUUGGCUUUCCACUGCUGGACGAUGACAAUAUGAUGCAGAUCUUCAACACCAUUCUGGAGUGGAAGUUCCGGACGGACAACUACCCCGCUGAUGUGGCCGGGCUCAGCAAGAAGAUGGUCCAAGCCACCCUAGAGAUCUACAAGAACACGUCCAACGAGCUCCGCCCAACCCCGAUGAAGGUGCACUACACCUUCAACUUGCGCGACUUCUCAAAGGUCAUUUCUGGCGUCCUCCUCCUGAAGAAGAACGAGUGCGAAGGCAUACGCCUGUUUGGGCUCGGGCUUUAA